UUUUAACUUUUUUUUUUUUUUUCCGUAGAAAAUCCGAAGCGGAUGCAGUAGAUGGAUCUAAUAAGUGAACUGCCAGUAGAAGUGAAGGAAUUGAUUGUGCAGUGCUUGCCUUUUCCAGACGCGGCGAGAACUGCUGUGCUCUCAACUCACUGGAAGGAUGUUUGGUUGCAACAUGCGUGUCGUUUAUGGGAUGAGGAGGAUCUAUGUAAGCAAGUUUUCCCAGUUGGUACUGAGUGGGAUCAGUUGGACAUGGUCUAUCAGUAUAAAUGGAACUUCUCAAAUCUGGAGGAAGCCUUUGAAGAAGGCGGAAAGUUAUAUGGAAAAAACGUCUACCUUUUUGGCUUUACAGAACCACAAUUGGUCUCAUACCAAGGUCAAGCAAAAGUUACAUGCAUACCAGUUGUGGUUGCUGUGGUUUCACCUUUUCCACCUUCAGACAAAAUUGGAAUAAACUCUGUACAAAGGGAAGCUGAAAAAAUAGUGCCCAUGAAACAGAUGAAAAUGGGUUGGAUUCCAUACUAUAGGGAUUCUCAGGUUGAAAGACUCAAAUCCCAAAUUUUUAUAUUGGGUUUUACCCAAGGAAGGGCUGGCCUAGAACAUUUGAAGUUGGAGCGUGACAAGAAGUUUGAAUAUUGCCUACCCUAUUUCUACCAGCCUUUCAAGGAAGAUGAGCUUGAACAGAGCACUAUUGUGGAGAUUAUAUUUCCAGGAGAACCCAAACCUGUUUUCUGCGAGUUUGAUUGGGAAUUUAAUGAAGUUGAUGAAUUUACAGACAAACUUAUUGAAGAAGAGGAGUUGACGGAAGAUCAAAAAGAUGCCUUCAAGGACUUUAUUAAGGAAAAGGUCCGUGAAGCCAAAAAAGCUAACCGUGAGGCAAGGGAAGCCCGGAAAAAGGCAAUAGCAGAAAUGAGCGCGGAAAAAAAGGCUGCAUUUGAUGAUAUGAGAUUCUACAAGUUUUAUCCUGUGACCUCACCUGAUGCUCCUGAUGUAUCAAACGUGAAGUCUCCAUUCAUAAACAGAUACUACGGGAAGGCUCACGAAAUUUUGUGACAUACACCUCCAAGUAGGAAUUUAACGGAGGAGAUAGAAUACCCAUUUUGUUCUAGAGUGUAAAACUGAUGACUCAUCAGUAGCCCAGAGCUGGCCAAGCUGCCGUUCAAUUGAGCAAGCAUGUAUUCUAAAGUCUAGCUUCUAUUACAAUUUCAUAGCGGAUGUACUCCGUAGAGAGGGAGAGAGAUAGAAUAUGAAGAUGAGAAUUGAAUUAAAUUUUGUUUUCUUCUGGUCUCUAGAUUUGAUUACACAACAUUGAUGAAUGAUGAUGUUCUUAAGCUUAGUUUUAGGCUGGAUUCUGAAGGUGAGUAAGUUUUAUUUCUCAGCAUACUGUAAUACUUUGUCAGAGAAUUUGUUAUUAUUCCUCAAUCCUCCUAAGGCUAAAGCUGGUGGCAGCAAUGUACUAUUAUUAACAUUGUACUAUUCUUGUGUUGCGCUGUUGUAAUACACAUUUUUCUUGUACUAUCUAUUCAGGAGUUCAAUGUGUAUUGUC
Molecule: messenger RNA, 1543 nt
Organism: Ipomoea nil (Japanese morning glory)
Lineage: Eukaryota; Viridiplantae; Streptophyta; Magnoliopsida; Solanales; Convolvulaceae
Exons: 14
Coding region: 52-1050 (332 amino acids)
Biological process (GO): regulation of cellular response to heat
Molecular function (GO): protein binding
Source: RefSeq, a predicted model, not a curated record